AGCAUUUGCAUACGUCAGACUCAUGACGUCAAGCACGACCGAUCACGAUUCGUCCCGAUGGAUUGUGAGCUCGCAUUAUUAUCCUAUAUAAAGAAGAGUACGAAAACAUAUGUCUUGACUCUUUGUCUUUACUAUGUUCACAACUUUAUAGUUGACAGUUUGUAUUGGAUCUUUUUGUCCGUAACAAUCAUGAAGUGUAUUACUCUGGCAGAGAAUUUGAAACCUCGUUCAUUAGGAGGCGAGACUAAGUACUCAGGACGUCGUCGCGAAGCCAAAUAUUUCUUUGAAGAGGCUGCUAAAAAUUUGGAAAGAAAGCUCAAACGAAGUGAAAAAGACACAGAAAACGAAAACACUCGCGAAAAUGUUGGCGAUCGAAGUGUCACGUUGGGUUCUGAGGAUUUGAUCUAUUCAAGCGCAGACGUUGGUUUAUUUUCGUCAAUUUUCUUAUAUAAUAGCCAUUUGAAACUGCGAACGUCUCCCGAAGACUGGUGGUUUGUUGUCAUCAGAAAGGUCGCGAUCGCCAUUGACAAACAUUCAAAACAUGAAAACGUACGGAAGAUGUUUGUUGAACACGAAGGUAAGAAAACCUUGGACGUAAAAGUGAAUUCUAAUAAUAUCUAUGAUGUAAACUACACCACUUUUUUUGACGCCAUGUCUUGUGAAAUAUCAAAGAAUGUCAAAGUUCCUGGUUAUGUUGAUCUGAUAUCUGCUGAUUUCUCAUCAAGCACACCAGUGCAAAAGAUUGUAUCUCAAAUCACUUGGAUAAAAGUAAUAAUUAUUUACUGUCAUUGUCUUCAUUUUUUGUUUUUUAUUAAAAUAUUUAAGAAACUGCUUGCAACUUACUGUGGUAAACCUGAUUGCGAAUGGUGGUCAAAAAUUGUCAGCAAAGAGGGAUUUGGUUCAGGACCUCGGCGCUAUGAAGGAUGGAUCCCACAGUUCAUGGCAAACUUAAAAAGUCCUUCAGAUUUCAGUGAUUUUACAAGUGGACUUGUCACUGUACAGCUAACUCUUUCACAUCUGUCAGGUUUAGUUGAUGAGGCUGCAUUAGUUGCUGGAUGUCUGGGUUAUCAGCUUCACGAGAAUGAUGACAACAUACCAUCUGUACAGCCUUAUCAAGGAUGGUGUCUUAUGUUGCCAAAGAAUUCACCAUUUCGAGCUGAACACCAAUGAUAGACAGCAAAAUGUAUGAAAAAAAACUUAUUUAUUUAAAAUAUUUGAUGUUAUUUAGUUGUUCUAUCUACGUAAUAUAUUAAAAAAUAAACUAUUUUUGAAAAUGAA
Xenia sp. Carnegie-2017 is the source of this 1278-nucleotide messenger RNA. RefSeq lists its product as uncharacterized. Lineage: Eukaryota; Metazoa; Cnidaria; Anthozoa; Malacalcyonacea; Xeniidae. The record is from RefSeq and is a predicted model, not a curated record.